AUUCCUUCGAGAACAUUCGUUCGGUCACCGCCCUCGCCCCUCCCACCGGCCACCGCACGCACUGCCCUCCGAGCCCCAAGGCGCACCUCGCCGGCGCCAUGGCCACCUCCGCCCCCGCGGGCGACGCCUCCUCGUCUCCGCCCGCGCCGCAGCCGCAGGUGGAGCCCGCGCGGAAGGCGGUCCGCGUGGUGGUGAAGGGGCGCGUCACGGGGGUGGGGUUCCGCGACUGGACCGCCUCCACGGCCGAGUCCCUCGGCCUCGCCGGCUGGGUCCGCAACCGCCGCGACGGCAGCGUGGAGGCGCUCCUCUCCGGCGACCCCGCCAAGAUCGAGGACAUGAUAACCCGCCGCCUCCCCGUCGGCCCCCCCGCCGCCACCGUCACCGCCGUCGUCCCGUCCCCCGCCGAGCCCGUCGAUCCGUCCGCCGGGUUCGAGAUCAAGUUCACCGUCUGAUCCGCCCUUCCAGCGGCCGAUUCGCGUCUCGCCGCGCGUUCCUGGAUCGCUCUGUACUCCCUACUAGAGAUCACAGGCGCCACCUAGUGCUCCGUAUAGCUGCUCUGCAACUGCAAAUCUCUGCUUGGGGAGGUCAUGUCAAUUUGUGUGUGCAAAACUGCAGACUUGUUUCUGACCUCUAGGUGGCUUGUGGUUCUUGAAUAAUGAAGUAUAGUAUUGACUUCCAAUAAAACUGUCAGCUGUGCCAUGAUUGAAGAUAAGAAUUGUUUCUGAAA
Molecule: messenger RNA, 727 nt
Organism: Panicum virgatum (switchgrass)
Lineage: Eukaryota; Viridiplantae; Streptophyta; Magnoliopsida; Poales; Poaceae
Product: acylphosphatase-like
Exons: 1
Coding region: 99-452 (117 amino acids)
Molecular function (GO): acylphosphatase activity
Source: RefSeq, a predicted model, not a curated record